GCACCUUUUGCGCUAUGACGCCAAACAAACGGAAGUGACCAAUAACAAUUUCCACGUUAAGGUUAUUGUCAUUUAGACGUUUAAUAACACACUGGGCCAUUGUUCAUUUAACUGCACAGCAUCACAUACUUACCCCAGGUUGGGUUUAAUUCGCGUUAGCUAACUGUGACGUUAUGGUUUUUCACACUCAAAUAGCCUCCAUUAUGGAGGUGCUCGCGAAUGCCGCAGUGGCAGAGAUCUGUAAACUCGUAGACGACGACUAUGCAGUGUUCCGUUUGGAAAUAACUCAAAGCCAGAAAGAAAACAGGACAUUGCGGAGGAAACUACAGCUACUGGAACUGAAGGUAUCACGGGAGCGCGUCCUCGCGAGUCGUCCCAAUAGUGUCAAGAUCUUCGACCGAAACAGAGGAAUGGCACGAGGACAUCUCACUGGAGGACACAGGAGCAUUGUCAAGGCAGCAGGACCAAAUGCGUGGAGAGAUGACCAACCAAUCACUGUUGAUGAGGGAAAUGGAACCUCAACCCAGCAUGUUAUUGUGAUAGAGUCUGCAGAGGCUGCAGGUCCUGGAGGAUUGUCUCUGGUCAAGCAGGAGAGUACUGAAGGAGAGAACCCAACACACAGCAGAGACAUCCAGACUGGAGCAGCGGCUGGAGUGGUGCCCCCUGUUGCCGUGGAGGACCUCGCCACCACGCCCCAGCACAGGACCCGACCCAGCAUCACGGAGGUGGUGAAUCGCAUCUCUGCAUGUCUGGCAGACAUAUCAGUGUGGAUGACGGAUCACCACCUCAAGCUGAACCUCGGCAAGACGGAGCUGCUCUUGCUCCCGGGGAAGGACUGCCCGUUCCAUGAUCUCGCCAUCACGGUUGACAACUCCAUUGUGUCCUCCUCCCAGAGUGCUAAGAACCUUGGCGUGAUCCUGGACAACACCCUGUCGUUCUCAACUAACAUCAAGGCGGUGACCUGUUCCUGUAGCUUCAUGCUCUACAACAUUCGCAGAGUACGACCAUGCCUCACGCAGGAAGCGGCGCAGGUCCUAAUCCAGGCACUUGUCAUCUCCCGUCUGGAUUACUGCAACUCGCUGUUGGCUGGGCUCCCUGCCUGUGCCAUUAAACCCCUACAACUCAUCCAGAACGCCGCAGCCCGUCUGGUGUUCAACUUUCCCAAGUUCUCUCACGUCACCCCGCUCCUCCGCUCUCUCCACUGGCUUCCAGUUGAAGCUCGCAUCCGCUACAAGACCAUGGUGCUUGCCUACGGAGCUGUGAGGGGAACGGCACCUCCUUACCUUCAGGCUCUGAUCAGGCCCUACACCCAAACAAGGGCACUGCGUUCAUCCACCUCUGGCCUGCUCGCGCCUCCCUACCUCUGAGGAAGUACAGUUCCCGCUCAGCCCAGUCAAAACUGUUCGCUGCUCUGGCACCCCAAUGGUGGAACAAACUCCCUCACGACGCCAGGUCAGCGGAGUCAAUCACCACCUUCCGGAGACACCUGAAACCCCACCUCUUUAAGGAAUACCUAGGAUAGGAUAAAGUAAUCCUUCUAACCCCCCCCCCCCCCCUUAAGAGUUAGAUGCACUAUUGUAAAGUGGUUGUUCCACUGGAUAUCAUAAGGUGAAUGCACCAAUUUGUAAGUCGCUCUGGAUAAGAGCGUCUGCUAAAUGACUUAAAUGUAAAUGUAAAUGUACAACUUGAUUGGAGUCCACCUGUGGUAAAUUCAAUUGAUUGGACAUGAUUUGUAAAGGCACACACCUGUCUAUAAAAAGGUCCCACAGUUGACAGUGCACGUCACAGCAAAAACCAAGCCAUGAGGUUCAAAGGUAUUGUCCAUAGAGCACCGAGACAGAAUUGUGUCGGCACAGAUCUGGGGAAGGGUACCAAAACAUUUCUGCAGCAUUUAAUGUCCCAAGAACACAGUGGCCUCCAUCAUUCUUAAAUGGAAGAAGUUUGGAACCACCAAGACUCUUCCUAGAGCUGGCCACCUGGCCAAACUAAGCAAUCGGGGGAGAAGGGCCUUGGUCAGGGAGGUGACCAAGAACCAGAUGGUCACACUAACAGAGCUCCAGAGUUCUUCUGUGGAGAUGGGAGAAACUUCUAGAAGGACAACCAUCUCUGCAGCACUCCACUAAUUAGGACUUUAUGGUAGAGCGGCCAGACGGAAGCCACUCCUCUGUAAAAAGCACAUGACAGCCCGCUUGGAGUUUGCCAAAAGGCACCUAGAGGACUCUCUGGGCUGAUGAAACCAAUAUUGAACUCUUUGGCCUGAAUGCCAAGCGUCACCUCUGGAGGAUAUCUGGCACCAUCUUUACGGUGAAUCAUGUUGGUAGCAGCAUCAUGCUGUGGGGAUGUUUUUCAGCUGCAGGGACUGGGAGACUAGUCAGGAUCGAGGUAAAGAUGAACAGAGCAAAGUACAGAGAGAAAUCCUCGAUGAAAACCUGCUCCAGAGCGCUCAGGACCUCACUGUGAAGGUUCGCCUUCCAACAGAACAACCCUAAGCACAGCCAAGACAACGCACGAGUGGCUUCGGGACAAGUCUCUAAAUGUCCUUGAGUGGCCCAGCCAGAGCCCGGACUUGAACCCGAUCAAACAUCUCUGGAGAGACCUGAAAAUAGCUGUGCAGUGAGGCUGCUCAUCCAACCAGACAAAGCUUGAGAGGAUCUGCAGAGAAGAAUGGGAGAAACUCCCCAAAUACAGGUGUGCCAAGCUUAUAGCGUCAUACCCAAGAAGAGUCAAGGCUGUAAUCGCUGCCAAAGGUGCUUAAACAAAGUACUGAGUAAAGGGUUUUGAAUACUUAUGUCAAUUUCUCAUUGUGGGUUAUUGUGUAUAGAUUGAGGGAUUUUUUACAUUUUUUAGCAUUUUUAGAAUAAGGCUGUAAUGUAACAGUUUAUUUAGUAAAUAUUUUUGUAACUCUUAUUUUUCUUAACUAUGUUAGGAUUUACCUAGGGGUCAUGAUUGGGGCUGUACAAAUGUUUGGUGUAUAAGAAUAAUUGAUUAUGCUUAUGUUAUAUUAAUAGAAGGGGAGGGGUUAAAAGACCCCUCCCUCCUUACAUUUAUAGGGUUUUAGACUACUGAUUAACAAUAGAUAUAGUCAUUGUAGAAGUUUAGUAUUGUUCUACAUUUGUAUUUUAGUUCUCUCUCUCUUUUUCUGCCUCAUGAUAAAGAGGAGAUAACACGAGGUAAACAUUCCACAAUAGGUCAACUUUGGGGGAAGGGGACAUUUACUGCUAAGUGUUUAGCUAACAAUAAGGGCCUUGUUUAUACAGCUUUGUAGGCAUGGUUUUGGUCCCAGGAGUAGAUGAUGAUAUAGGCAGUGAAGUCACCAGGGAGCGACUUAGGGUUUAAUAAAACCACUGGAGACCUUUUGUUUGAUGCAGAACUUACUCAGAAACAUGCGUGCUAUGUUCCUGUUUGUCAACUUCUGUCUGCAAUUGCAUUGAUAAAGGUUUUUGAAUGAUUUAAUUAAAUAUAUUGUCAUAAUGCUAAUUUCACCAAUGAACCAAUGAUUGACAAAGAAGGACGUAAGGAACGAACCCUAACAACUACAUUGUUGGUUAAGAGCUUGUAAGUAAGCAUUUCACGGUAAGGUCUACACCUUUUGUAUUCGGCGCAUGUGACAAAUACAGUUUGAUUCGAGGCUGGCAUUCUGAAGAGUAAUUAAAGGGUCCACAUGGGCGAAUUCCUACAGCUGCUCCCAGAGUGAGAAGAGGUUCUCCCGCCAGCACCAGCUGAAGGUCAACAUGGGAGAAAGGGUUCUCAGCUAGGAGAUACAUUAGGAUACACCAGCAGAAAAAGCACAUGGCACAUGCACACAGUGUACAAAACAUUGGGAACACCUGCUCAUUUCAUGAGACUGACCAAGUGAAAGCUACCGUCCCUUAUUGAUGUCACUUGUUAAAUCCACUUCAAUCAGUUGGGAUGAUGGGGAGGAGACAGGUUAAACAAGGAUGUUUAAGCCUUGAGACUAUAGAGCCCCAGUGGAAGUGUCAUAAUACCCAUAAAACCUAGCAGUCAAACAGGGAAAUGGUUCCAAUUGUUUUCCCACCAAUUUUCCCAUAGGGGAUUUUUUAAGGGCUGUGUUUCGUGUAGGCCUACCCUGGCAUGACAUUUGAUAACCAUGUAAAUCUCUCUCAGACAAGGUAACUUUUGGGGUGGCAGGUAGCCUAGUGAUUAGAGCGUUGGGCCUGUAACCAAAAGGUUGUUAGAUCGAAUCCCUGAGUUGACAAGGUAAAAUCUGUCAUUCUGCCACUGAACAAGGCAGUUAACCCACUGUUCCUAGGCUGUCAUUGUAAAUAAGAAUUUGUUAUUAACUGACUUGCCUAGUUAAAUAAAUAAAAAAUGUUUAUCAA
Salvelinus fontinalis (brook trout) is the source of this 4340-nucleotide messenger RNA. RefSeq names its product gastrula zinc finger protein 5-1-like. Bases 174 to 1367 code for a protein of 397 amino acids. Gene Ontology annotation, molecular function: DNA-binding transcription factor activity; RNA polymerase II cis-regulatory region sequence-specific DNA binding. NCBI's taxonomy places the organism in Eukaryota, Metazoa, Chordata, Actinopteri, Salmoniformes, Salmonidae. The transcript is spliced from 4 exons. Gene Ontology annotation, biological process: regulation of transcription by RNA polymerase II. The record is from RefSeq and is a predicted model, not a curated record.